Strongylus vulgaris is the source of this 249-nucleotide messenger RNA. The record is from the annotation of a GenBank genome assembly. NCBI's taxonomy places the organism in Eukaryota, Metazoa, Nematoda, Chromadorea, Rhabditida, Strongylidae.
AUGUACGGUCAUUUAGAAUUAACUGCUCUCCCUUUUGCCAUAUGUCCUUCUUUCGGUCGAGUAAGACGGUACCAUGGUGGAAUAAGGGCAACUGGACCAAAUGGAAUGCAUCCAAGACAACCGGGAUUUGGACAAGGUGGAAUGCGACCAGGACAACCAGGAUUUGAACAUGGUCGAUUUCCACCUGGAAUGAGUGGCCCAAGAGAGAUGCAGCUCAAAGGAGGAGAACGAAAAUCGAGUCGUACUUAA